Messenger RNA from Penicillium verrucosum, 1497 nucleotides. RefSeq names its product cytochrome P450. The record is from RefSeq and is a predicted model, not a curated record. The transcript is spliced from 3 exons. Gene Ontology annotation, molecular function: iron ion binding; monooxygenase activity; heme binding. The coding region runs from base 1 to 1497 and encodes 498 amino acids. NCBI's taxonomy places the organism in Eukaryota, Fungi, Ascomycota, Eurotiomycetes, Eurotiales, Aspergillaceae.
AUGAUGUGCACAUUUCUGGUCUUAGCGGGAGUAGUAUCUCUCACUAUAUACGCCCUGUGGCUGGCUUUAUCCGCCUGGAAGACCGCACGAUAUGCCCUGAGACUCGGAUGCAAACCCGCCCCUAUGCAUCCCAGCACGGAUCCAUGGGGAAUAUCGGACCUACUUGAGAUCUGGCAGGCGGACCGCAAGGGGUGUGUCCUCGGGGCCAUAUAUCAGCGAGUAGAGAGGACCUCUGCCCAGGAGGGUCGCAGAGUCUCGACCUUCUCCAUUCGCCAGAUUGGCGAGAAGAAUCUGUUCACCUGCGACCCCAUCAAUAUAAAAACAGUCUUAGCAACCAAGUUCAAGGAUUUUGAUCUCGGAGGAGCGAAAAUUAAGGGGAUUCGCCCCCUCCUAGGGAACGGCAUUCUCGUUUCCGCCCACGCGGGCUGGACCUAUGCGAGGAGGCUCUUGCGACCCCACUUCGAGCCGGAACACAUCAGCCACCUUGAUCGUGAGGAGCGUCAUGUACAGAAAGCAAUGCUAGGCCUUUCCAUAGUCCAAGAUCGCUGGACUGCCGUUGUGGACCUCCACAGCCAGGGGACGACAGAUCUAAAUGGUGAUUUUGCGGAUAACUUCGACCUUGCACAGCGGUACUGCGUAGGGCGAACCGCCCUCGGGAAGCUGUACUGGCUCUUGGAUGGACAAGAAUUUAAGCACAGCUGUCAUCAUGUUCAUGCCUUCAUUGACCAGUUUGUUGAACCGGUGAUGCAGACCCGGAUGAAGCAGAGCAGCCAGGGACUGAACUCGUCGACAUUCCCCACCACAAUCCUCCAUGCGUUAGCAGGCACGACACAGAGCCUGACAGAUAUUCGAUUCCAGCUUCUCAAUCUCCUUUUCGCCGGGCGAGACACAACAGCAACCUUGCUGAGUUGGACGAUGCUCCAGCUGGCGCGGCAUCCAGUUGUUCUCCAAAAGCUGCGUCAAGCAAUUCUUGCCAGGUUUGGCCACUACAAUAACCCGCAAAACAUCACAUUCGCGUCCCUUAAGGACUGCCAAUAUCUGCAGUGGUGUCUCAAAGAAGUCCUCAGACUUUAUCCGCCCAUUCCAUUGGACCACCGCACUGCCAUUCGGGACACCGUUCUUCCUAAAGGUGGGGGUAGCGACGGUGAGUCUCCGGUAUUUGUGCAGAAAGGGCAGUCUGUGAUGUAUCACCCUCAUGUGCUGCAUCGUUGCCCGAAUAUCUGGGGGGAUGAUGCUGCACGGUUCGAUCCGGAUCGAUGGUUGGAUAUCAGGCCUGGGUGGGGUUACCUCCCGUUCAACGGCGGGCCCAGAAGCUGCUUAGGGCAGCAGCGAGCCCUGACAGUGGCCUCCUAUGUACUGGUGCGGCUACUUCAGCGGUUUGAUCGCAUCGAAGAUGUACAGAUGUCCUCGGAGACCCGUCACCGGGUGGCUUUAGUCACUCAUCCAGCAGAUGGGUUGAUGGUGAGAUUGCACGAGGCCAAUGGUGAAAUAGAUUAG